AUGGAUCUCUUUGAGUUGUAUUUGAGGCGAAAAAUUAUGUUUGAGGCAUACGAAAGACGGUUUCCGAACUGCCCUCAGAUACCAGUGGUCUUGGAGUGCGUCAUCACAGAUGAUAGCUGGACGGCUGAUGAUGCGCAGCGUCACACUACCAGACGCUGUCAGCUUAACGUUGAAGCACCUUAUCUUCUGAAAAAGAUGAUAGGUGUGGACUACGUAUACUUCAUCCAGAAGAAUCAUCUGGACCUCAAGGGUCGUGUUCUGGAUAUCGAAGCCACAAAUGAGACUUUCGCAUCGAGGGUGUCUGUUGUCGAGAAAUGUCGUUAUUAUGUUCAUCCCGAGAACACGAAUUGGACCUGUUUCGAGCAGAGCGCACUCCUCGAUGUGAAGAAUUUCUUCGGUCUGGAGAGCACUGUGGAGAAGAUAGCAAUGAAACAGUACGCCUCCAACAUUGCAAAAGGCAAGGAGCUAAUUGAAGAGUUCAUGAAAGAAGUCUAUAAUGAUGGCGUGAAGGAGCUCAAACCCUGGACAUCAUCUGACCCCUCGCUCAACCGGGAGCUCCGUCGCGUGGUGUCCCGUGGCACGGAGCCAUUAUCCCCACGACCCGCUGCUGAAACCAAGAAACAUUCUUUACCAGAUACAUGCGGGUUAGCCCUAAUUCCAGCCCCCGAUUAA
This is a messenger RNA of Pieris macdunnoughi, 672 nucleotides long. The record is from the annotation of a GenBank genome assembly. Lineage: Eukaryota; Metazoa; Arthropoda; Insecta; Lepidoptera; Pieridae.